AUGUCAGCCGCAAUCGACAACGAAGACCUGGAGGAGCUCUCCAUCUCCAUGCCCGCCCAACGGCGAGGAGCUGGCGCCGCAAGCACCACCAAGGCCCAGGACCAUGCCGUCGCGCCGCCCACUGCGCUCGGCACAGCUGUGCAGGAGAGCAAGAGCAAGGACUCCAAGGCGAACCAGCGGCUCGGACAGUACACCAUAGUCAGGACACUAGGCGAGGGCUCGUUCGGUAAAGUUAAACUGGCGACACACCAGGUCAGCGGCCAGAAGGUGGCUCUCAAGAUUAUAAAUCGCAAGCGACUCGUCACUCGAGACAUGGCCGGCAGGAUAGAGCGCGAGAUCCAGUACCUGCAGCUGCUACGACAUCCUCACAUCAUCAAGCUGUACACAGUCAUAACGACACCAACUGAGAUUAUCAUGGUCCUUGAAUACGCCGGCGGUGAGCUGUUCGACUACAUCGUCAACCACGGGAAGCUGCAGGAAGCCCAGGCGCGCAAGUUUUUCCAGCAGAUCGUCUGCGCCGUUGAAUACUGCCACAGACACAAGAUCGUACAUCGAGAUCUAAAGCCCGAGAACCUCCUGCUCGACGACGAGAGCAACGUCAAGAUUGCCGACUUCGGACUCAGCAAUAUCAUGACAGACGGCAACUUUCUCAAGACAAGCUGUGGAAGUCCCAAUUACGCCGCACCCGAAGUCAUAUCUGGAAAGCUGUAUGCAGGUCCAGAGGUCGAUGUCUGGAGUUGCGGUGUCAUCCUCUACGUCCUACUCGUAGGCCGACUACCCUUCGACGACGAGUACAUUCCCACUCUGUUCAAGAAGAUUGCGGCCGGACAAUACAGCACGCCAAGCUAUCUAUCCCCUGGCGCCACGUCUUUGAUCAGGAAGAUGUUGAUGGUCAACCCCGUACACCGCAUCACAAUUCCUGAACUUCGACAGGAUCCCUGGUUCACCAAAGAUCUGCCUGCGUAUCUUGAGCCACCUGCCCAAGACUUCUUCGAUAGCGGCGCUGACCCGAACAAGGCAAUCGACCCCAAGGCUCUGGCACCAUCAGCAGAUGCUCCCCGUGUACAGGCGCUACAUGAGAAUGUUGUCUCGAAGCUUGGCAAGACUAUGGGUUAUGCAAAGCAUGAUGUGCAAGAUGCGUUGGCGCGGGAUGAGCCAAGUGCAAUCAAGGAUGCCUACUUGAUUGUUCGAGAGAAUGAGAUGAUGCGGAAGAAUCCUUUAUUAACAGGUGCUGAAUGGGAUCAAAUGUCGCCUCCUACUCACGACAGUCACAUGGAUAAAUUCAGGCCCCAAUCGCUGAAUGCAGCUACUCGUCCACAGUUCAUACCGCCAUCAAAUUCUGAACACGAACGAGUACGUCAAGGCUCAAAUGCCAGUAGCCAGCUUGCGAACAUUCGAAGUCCUGUCAGCACAGUUGCUAUCUUGCCUAGCAGUCUCACGGAAUACCACAAAGCCUAUAUGAAAGGUCAUCCGCGACCUCUGAACAAAGUCCAAGAACAUGAUGGUCUCCCACCCACCCCAGAACAAACUGAAGAACAACGGCAGAUCUCAGCCAGAAGGUUGAAACCGAACUUCCGCACGAUGCCAGAAGCAGGCAGAAACAAACCCGAGCCAAUGACAAGUCUACCAGCCAAGAAACCUAGAGCGACCAAGUGGCAGUUUGGUAUCAGAUCUAGGAACCAGCCCGCAGAGGCAAUGCUUGCGAUAUUCAAAGCACUCAAAGCGAUGGGUGCUGACUGGGAAGUACCUAAGAUACGUAGAGCAGGCGGCAGAAGUGGAUCUCGUAGCCGCAGUACCUCUCGGACUCCCGACGAUCGCUCACCACCUAAGUCACGAAGUCAAUCGCAAGACUCGAUAUCAUCGCACUCUUCGCAUGAAGAUCAAGGAGCUAGAGUGAACUCGCCACAUCGUGAGCCGCUUAGUAUACGUAACAAAGAUGCAAAUGAACAGGAGACAAGAGGUCGGCAAAAGAGGCAUUACAAUCACACCAAUGACUGGGGUUACCAUGUACCGGAAGAUCCGUGGGUCAUCAAUGCCCGCUUCCGCAAAGAAGGCAUGUUCCCUCCUGGCGUCGCACAUCCUUCUUCGACGCACUCGUCGCGCGUGGAUCUCGCCAACGAUCCCUCUGGUCUUCGCAGGCGUAGUUCGACCAACGCAAGCGCAUCGAGUAUCCACGGAGUGGAUGGCAUGACUCCGUCUGAGCGUGCAGCUUCCCGCGCCGCUUCCAUUAGCGAAGGGCACGCUGACCCCGACGAAGCGGUCUACAUAUACAUGUCCAUUCAGCUGUACAGUAUCGACCGCGACUUCUUCGUCGUAGACUUCAAAUGCGCAGGCUACGAGCGUCUCGUUUCCAAUCUUGUCCGUGAAAUAAAGGCGUCUCCUUCCAUCACAUUAUCUUCUAGUCAUUCAAACCCACACCAAGAUGGUUGGGAUGACGAACAGGGUGUGUGGCGUAGACUGGGUGAAGGUGAGCCGCUGCCAGAGGAUUUGGCGAACAAGCUCCGUGAGGGGGGUACAGAUAUUCUCCGAGAGCGAACGGAGCUUGUGGGUGCUGGACGGCAGGAAGGAGAGAAGAUUGUCACUAGUCCUUUUCCUUUCUUGGAUGUCGCUAGCACGCUUAUUCUGCAGUUGAGCGGAGAGUAG
This is a messenger RNA of Alternaria arborescens, 2643 nucleotides long. RefSeq names its product Carbon catabolite-derepressing protein kinase. NCBI's taxonomy places the organism in Eukaryota, Fungi, Ascomycota, Dothideomycetes, Pleosporales, Pleosporaceae. Gene Ontology annotation, biological process: intracellular signal transduction; protein phosphorylation. The coding region runs from base 1 to 2643 and encodes 880 amino acids. The record is from RefSeq and is a predicted model, not a curated record. Gene Ontology annotation, cellular component: cytoplasm. Gene Ontology annotation, molecular function: ATP binding; protein serine/threonine kinase activity. The transcript is spliced from 3 exons.